AUGGUUGAGACAGAAAAAAUACCAUUUAAUGUUGACAAAUUCGUGAAAGAGGUACAUUUUUAUGACAUUAGUGACACUUUGAAGAGUACUGAAUUAAUUAAAUUUUAUAAUAAGUUAAAUGAAUAUCUGGUUAAUACUAAGACACAUUCUGAGAAUUGUGCUGAUAUAACUGACCCAAAGCUUAAUCUCCUUUGCCUUACGGUUGAGAAAAUAUUUGAUAAUUGGAAUAGUAUAUGCAAUUUAGUCGCCAGUUCGAAAGAUAAAUGUUAUGAUUAUUUAAAUUAUUGGGUAUAUGGGAAAAUACUAGAGUAUGACUCUGGACAUUUAUAUAUUUUUCAAUUUUACAAAAGACUGAAGGAGCUUUUAAAAAAAAAAGUUAAUGUGGCACAAAAUGACACAUACAGUAAACAUUUUGAACAGGUAACUUACAGGGAUACAUUAAGAAAUAAAAAAGAAUUAUUUGAUUUUGCACAAUAUUAUGAUUAUAUAAUUAAAGUGAUAACUGGAGAAGCAUCAGGAAAAGAGGACCAACAUUGCAAAUACUUUAUGUACAUUUUGGAUAUAUACAGUAUUAUAAAAAAUGAAUAUAGUCAAGAAUUAUCUAAAAUAUAUAACAAGGAGGCAAAAUUACUUCAGUCUAAACUUAAUGCAGGAAAUAAUUUAUAUUCUUUACUAGAUAAAUGUUCAAAGUAUGAUGAACCUAAUGGAUAUCAGAAUAUUGAAGAGUUAAAAAGUCGAUUUCAUAGGCAAAAUGCUGAAGGGGGAGCACUAAUACAUGUUCCAAUGCCAGCUGGUCUUGAUAUGAAAACAAUUUUAGAAGAAUUGCCAUCGAAUAAAAUAUAUAAAGAGCUUAAUAAUCAUGAAUCAUCAACAAAAUAUGACAGCUAUUGCAAUGAUUUAGGAGGUUCGAAUACAGAGUUAAAACCACUUUGUAGAAAACUUGUAAGAAAUUUGAAAGAUAUAUCAGAAAGUAAAAUAAUGAAAGAUCUUACACAUGGAGAACGUUGUCUACAUUUUAUUUUCUGGGCUUAUGAAGAAAUAGGUAAAAUUUUUAAUUGGUCAUGGAGAAAUGUUCACAGUAUACAUGAUGCUAAAAAAUUUCUUGAGGUUUGGGGAAGUGUUAGUGUAGAAGCAAUGAAAAAAGGAGUUAGUGAAAGAGUAAAUUUAACAAUGAAUCAAAUUGAUAGCAACUGUACAAGGAAGGCAAGUGAUGGUUCAUGUAUAAGACAUAGAUUUAUAAAAGAUCUUGGAGGUGAUUAUGCAUUAAAUAAUUAUAAAACUUGUUUAUAUUACAUUGACUGCACUUAUAAUGAAUGUAAAGAAAUGAAGUACUUGCAUGAUUACUUUAAUAACUUUGAAACUAUCAAAAACAAAAUUACUUCUACCACAACAUGCCCAAAGUAUUAUGCGUACCUUGAUUAUAUAACUAAGUUAUAUGAAAAGUAUAGAUACUCUGACAAUGGAGAUUGCUGCAAUUGGCGUGAUUGUGGUGAUUUUUUAAAAUGUGGUGAAGAUUUAAAUCCGAAGAAAUUAAAAGAACUUUCAGCAUGUAAUACUGAAAUUUAUAAUUCAGAAAUAUCUGAUGAUGGUAAGGGUGAACACGAUGAAUUUGAAAGUUUGUGGUCAGGUUUUAAUUGGGAAGAUGAAAUUUCUGCAUAUGAUACAGAUGAAUAUGGAUAUGAAAGUACCCAUUACGGAUUACCGGAUGUGGAUAAUUUUGCAUUGAAUGAAUUCGGGGAUGUAAAAAGUAAUAAAGUGGCAAGUAAUCAAAAGAGAUUAUUAAAAUUUUUACAUCCUAAGAACAAGAUAAAAUAUAUUUUUCUGAUUGCAGGAAUAUCCUAUUUAGCAUUUGCUUUGUUUAGGGUAAGUGUAAAUUAUAGCUUUCACAUGAAUACCUUAACUUAUUAUAACCAUAAUAUAUAUUUCAUUAUAUGUUAUAACGAUAUUAUGUAUUUUUUUUUUUUUAUCAUUUUAUCACUUAUCGAUAAAAAUUUGAAAAAAAAACAAAAGAAUGAUUUCGGUAUUUAUAUAGAUGAAGAGGAAUCGUCAUUGUAUGAUUCAUGGGAUCAUGAUGCAUAUAAGAGGAUGCUAAAUUUAGGUUAUUAUCCAGCAGAAGAAUCCGUGUAUUAUUAA
This is a messenger RNA of Plasmodium gonderi, 2133 nucleotides long. RefSeq names its product variable surface protein. The transcript is spliced from 4 exons. The coding region runs from base 1 to 2133 and encodes 710 amino acids. The record is from RefSeq and is a predicted model, not a curated record. NCBI's taxonomy places the organism in Eukaryota, Apicomplexa, Aconoidasida, Haemosporida, Plasmodiidae.